Molecule: messenger RNA, 2826 nt
Organism: Aureococcus anophagefferens
Lineage: Eukaryota; Pelagophyceae; Pelagomonadales; Pelagomonadaceae
Exons: 3
Molecular function (GO): protein binding
Source: RefSeq, a predicted model, not a curated record
AUGCCGCGCGAGUGGCCGCGGUCGAAGUCCCAGCGCCUCGUGGACGCGGCGGAGGACGACCCGCGCGGCGCGACGAUCCUGAAGCUCGGCGGGCUGGGGCUGCCGCGCGUGACGUUCCGCGCGCUGUCGAUCGAGACGCUCACGGAGCUCGACGUGUCGGACAACCGGCUGAGCCGCCUGCAGAAGGACUUCGGCGGGCUCUUUAACCUGGAGGUGCUCGACGUGUCGGGCAACCGGCUGCGGACGUUCCCGCGCGAGCUCCAGGACCUCGACAAGUUACGAGUUCUAAGAGCAUCAAAGAACCGCAUCGCGUGGUUCCCCGCGCACCUCUGGCAGCUCGGCGCGCUCGAGGAGCUCGACCUCUGCGAGAACGUGUUAGUGGAGCUGCCCAUGGAGGUCGGCAACCUGGCGCUCCUCCAGGAGACGCGCCUCCGGGGCAACAAGCUCGCCAAGUGGCCGAACCAGCUCGACUCGCUGAAGAACUUGGAGACGCUGGACCUGUCGAAGAACGACCUCGCGCACAUGGCGCCGGUGCGCGUCGCGCAGUCCGAGGAGCAGAAGACCGCGGCGGUCAAGCCCGGCGAGGUCGCGAUCGGCGCGCCGGACCCGAAGCAGUGCGACUGGGCCGGCCUCGCGUCCCUCACGAGGCUCGACAUCUCGGGCAACCGCAUCGCCGCGUUCCCCGCGGAUCUGGCGAAGAUGACGGCGCUCACGGAGCUCGACGCGCGCGACAACGCCGUAAAGGCGCUGCCGAAGAAUCUGGCGGGCCUGCGGGGCCUCGUGGCCUUCCCCCUCGACGGCAACAGGCUCGAGAAGCUCGACGACGCGCUCAAGGGCCUCCGGGCGCUGAAGCUGUUGUCCGCGCCGCGAAACGGGCUCCGGAGCCUCACGGCUGAGAUUGCGCAGCUGCGCUUCGUGAAGCAGGUCGACCUCGACGGCAACGAGCUCGCGAGCCUGCCCAAGGAGAUCACGCAGCUCCGGAGCUGCGAGCGUCUUACGUUUGCGAAGAACCGGCUCGCGGAGCUCCCCAAGGGCUUCGGCUCCAUGUUCCGGUUGCAGGCGCUCGUGCUCCGGUCGAACAAAUUCGACAAGAUCGACGGCGACCUGCUGGCGUCCCUCGUGUCGCUGACGGAGCUCGACUUCUCGGACAACGCCGUCGCCGCCUUCCCGAAGAAGCUCUGCCGCCUCGGCAAGCUCACGCGGCUCGACCUUUCGCGGAACAAGCUCUGGUUCGUGCCCAAGGAGAUCCGGAGCCUGGGCGAGCUCAAGUUCUUCCACCUCCACGAGAACCGGCUGAAGACGGCGGACAUGAGCCGCGCGGAGGUCGCCACGUUGAAGGCUUUGGAGGUGCUGACGCUCCACGACAACUAUUUAGAAGAAUUACCGCCGGAGUUCGCGGACUUGCCCAGGCUCCGCAAGCUCACGCUGUCCCACAACCCCUGCGCCGCCGAGGUCCACGCGGCCCUGGCGCCCUUCGUGGACGGGUUGCGGGUGCGCGCGACGCACCUCUCCGUGUCCGCGGCCGCGUUCCGCCCCCCCAAACCGGCGGACGUCGAGGACUCGUCGGCGGCCGCGGGCCGCUACCGCCGCGCGGCGACGCUCACGGGCGCGUCCCAGGGCGCGGAGAAGCUCGAGCGCGGCGACGUCGCCGAGGCCGUGGCGCCGCUCGUCGCGGCCGCGGACGCGCACGCGCGCCUCGUCGUCGACGAGCCCCACGCGGCGACGGUAUCGCACCACGUGCACCUCGGCGCCGCGCGCGUGUCCAUCGCCAAGCAGCGGCGGGCCCUCGCCGAGGCCGACAAGUUCGAGCGGUUGGAGCGGGACCGCAAGGCGCGCCGGGAGGAGGAGCUCCGGAAGCGCGCGGAGGAGGAAGCCGCCGCGGAGGAGGAGGAGGAGGACGACGACGACGACGACGCGCCCAAGUUCGUCGCCGCGGCGCCGUCGGCGGCGGAGCUGGACUUCGACCUCGGGGAAGAGAAAUCGCCGCUGCACCGGGACCCGCCGGACGCCGCGACGGCGGAGCUGCUGCUGGAGGCGAAGAAGGCGCUCGACGCGGCGGAGCACCUCGACCUGACCCACCGGCGCGCGGACGCGGCGGCCGUGGAGAUCUACUACCUGCGGGGGCUGGCGGCCUACGAGCUCGACGACGCGCGGCAGGCGAUCUACGACCUCGACGACGCGCUCGCGCUGCGGCCCGCGCACGCGCCGUCGCUCGCGCUCCGCGCCAAGGCGCGCUGCGCGUUGGGCCAGUUCCCCGAGGGCAAGCGCGACUGCCUCAAGGCGAAACGAUUGCUGCUGACGGAGCGGGGGCUGAAAAUGCCGGAGCCCGACGAGCAGGCGCCGCGCGCCGUCGCGGAGGUUCUGGACGAGCUCGAGCUCAACGACAUCUCGCGCGAGGUCGAGCGGGGGUUGGACGCCUUGCAUCUCCUGGGCGUCGACGACAAGAACAUGCACCGCGUCUACGACGUGUCGCCGCAGGGGAUCCUGGGCCGGCGGAAGUCGGAGCUCAAGGACCUCGAGACGACGGGCCGGUCGAAGCGGCGCGCGAUCCUCGAGAUGCGCAAGCGCAAGCACGACUCCUACGUGCGCGACAUGAAGGAGAUGUACGCCGUGGAGGAGGCGGACAUGCGGAGCGCGAAGAACCUCGCGGACAAGGUCCACGCGGACCUCGCGUUCCGCGCGGCCAAGUACCAGCUGGAGCGCGACGAGGAGGACCGGCUCCGGCGCAUCGAGGCCGCGCGGCUCCUGGAGGAGGAGCGGCUCGUCGAGGCGGACCGGUGCCUGGCGAUGGAGGGCGUCGAGCGCGCGUGGAUGGCCGACGAGGAC